AUGAUCCACCAAGUUUUCGUACUGGCUGUUGUCGCCACUUUGGCUCACGCUGGGGAUCUAGGACUUGGUCUCGGAGGAGUAGCAAUUGGAGCGGCCCCAGUUGGUAUUGCGAAACAAGUUGCGGUUGAUUUAUAUACGCCAGCCAAUUAUGGGUUCAAAUACGGCGUAGGGGAUCCAUCAACGGGAGACAAAAAGGAACAGAGUGAAGUCCGUAAAGGCGAUACGGUAGUGGGUGAAUACUCCCUGGCUGAACCUGAUGGCACCAUCCGUGUUGUCAAGUACACCGCCGACCCAAUCAACGGUUUCAACGCCGAAGUGUCCAGAAUUGGCAAGGCGGUCCACCCGGUGACCAUCAGGAAGAUCGCCGCUGUUCCCGUCGCCACCAAAGUCGGAUUAGGAGGAUUAGGACUUGACGGUGGACUCGGACUUGGACUUGGAGGACUUGGACUUGGAGGAAAAUUGUUGUAG
This is a messenger RNA of Aethina tumida (small hive beetle), 468 nucleotides long. Its product is annotated as adult-specific cuticular protein ACP-20-like. The transcript has 3 exons. The record is from RefSeq and is a predicted model, not a curated record. NCBI's taxonomy places the organism in Eukaryota, Metazoa, Arthropoda, Insecta, Coleoptera, Nitidulidae. Bases 1 to 468 code for a protein of 155 amino acids. Gene Ontology annotation, cellular component: extracellular matrix.